GUACGUGACGCUGCUCCACCUCUCCUCCUUUUGUGCAGUUGAUUAUUUCCGUGUCGGGCAGGACUGCAACACACAGAUAAUGGCUGUACCUCCCACCUACAUUGAUCUUGGAAAAUCUGCCAGGGAUGUUUUUACCAAGGGAUACGGCUUCGGGCUCAUCAAGCUGGACUUGAAGACAAAGUCUGAGAAUGGACUGGAGUUCACCAGCACAGGCUCUGCCAACACUGAGACCAGCAAGGUUACUGGUUCCCUGGAGACCAAGUACAAGUGGGCAGAGCACGGACUGACGUUCACAGAGAAGUGGAACACCGACAACACCCUGGGGACGGAGAUCACCUUUGAAGACCAGCUGGCUAAGGGGCUGAAGUUGACGUUUGAUUCCUCGUUCUCACCAAACACUGGCAAGAAGAGUGGCAAGAUCAAGACAGGCUACAAGUGCGACCACAUCAACCUUGGCUGUGAUGUUCACUACGACAUUAAUGGCACAGCCAUCCACGGCGCAGCGGUGGUGGGCUACGAGGGCUGGCUGGCCGGCUACCAGGUGACCUUCGAGGCUGGCAGGAAUAGGAUCACCCAGAGCAACUUUGCGGUUGGAUACAAAACUGAUGAAUUCCAGCUCCAUACGAAUGUAAAUGAUGGCACUGAAUUUGGUGGAUCCAUCUACCAGAAAGUGAACAAUCAGCUGGAGACGGCUGUCAACCUGGCGUGGACUGCCGGAAACAGCAACACCCGCUUUGGCAUUGCUGCCAAGUAUCAGAUUGAUCCUGAUGCAUCCUUUUCUGCCAAGGUGAGCAACUCGAGCCUCAUCGGCCUGGGCUACACUCAGACUCUGAAGCCAGGUAUCAAGCUGACACUGUCUGCUCUCCUUGAUGGCAAGAACAUCAACGCUGGUGGCCACAAGCUUGGUCUAGGCCUCGAGUUCCAGGCGUAGGCGGAGGAGGCAGACACCCUUCCAGUCCUCCCAGCACACAUAUAUUUCCCACUAAAAAAAAAAAAAAAAACUUGAUUGAUUAGCUAGCCCUCACAAAACCCGUUUCCCUUAGCCGUGCCACAGCUGGAAGCAAGACAGCGUAAAGGUUAAAUUAAAUCAUCCUUGUGAUGAUCUACCAGUCUUAAAGGACCACUUUAAGGGAACAUUGUUUUGAAAAUACAGAGACCACUUCAGAACAAAACUACAACCAUGUAACAUAGUUUUAUCUUGAAUUGUGUAGCUUGGAAGGGGCAAGUAGCCUUGAGUACAAUUAUGUCGGUCUCAGUCAUUUCACUACAUUCAUACAUAAUACUUUCAUUUGUGUCUCUGCUUUUUAAUUUAGAUAAAAGGGAAAAUCAAAACUAGAUCAGCCCAAAAUGCAGAAAGGGCUGGAGAGAGUUGAUGUACAGUUGCAUCACAACACCAGCAGAUGGUGCUGUUGCAUAGCACAGGUAAGCACUCCUGGUUCCGAAGGUGUAGCGUUGUGUCUGUCGGGAGGGUUAGUUGUCCCUUGAUGUCAUUAGCUCUGAGGCACCACAACCCAGUGUGUACAUUCUGUUUCCGUCUCACUUGUCUUUUGUGUCAGUGUAUUUGGUGUGAAUUAUGUAUUUUGUUAUAUAUGGCAAAAGAUAUUUUAUUGUUGGUCUUACAUAGUUUAAUCCAUCUCUGAAGUCUUAUAAAGGUGAAGACCUGUUAACGAACAAACUAAGGGAAACCUGUCAUUCACACAAUUGAAACUGCUGGGUAAAAGUUACAGUAUUUCUUUAAAGGAGGAUGAAAAGAAUAAGUGGACAGAUCUUCCACAACUGGUUAUGGAACUCGUGCUUGGUAUAUCGGACAGUUUUGUCACUCCCUGAAAUAAAGAACAACUUGAACCAG
This is a messenger RNA of Monopterus albus (swamp eel), 1849 nucleotides long. It is a transcript of the gene vdac1, whose product is annotated as voltage-dependent anion channel 1. The record is from RefSeq and is a predicted model, not a curated record. The transcript is spliced from 9 exons. Gene Ontology annotation, cellular component: mitochondrial outer membrane. Gene Ontology annotation, molecular function: voltage-gated monoatomic anion channel activity. The coding region runs from base 80 to 931 and encodes 283 amino acids. Lineage: Eukaryota; Metazoa; Chordata; Actinopteri; Synbranchiformes; Synbranchidae. Gene Ontology annotation, biological process: monoatomic anion transmembrane transport.